GAGGGAGCGAGGAGCGGCCGGGUGUGAGUGCGUGUGGGAGUGCGUGUGUGCGGGAGUGGGGCUGAGGGAGAGCCCGAGCGGGCGCGAGGCUGCGAGGAGGAGGGCGAGUGUGCGAGGGCGCCCGGCCUGGCCGCGGGAGCCGCGGCGGCGGAGGAGAAAGGAGGCGGCUCCCGGCAUCCCGACCCCUCCCCCUCUCCUCGGGCUUCCAGCCGCUCGCUGCCCGCGCUGCCCUCCGAGGCCCCGACCCGGCUCCGCUGGCCGCGAGCGAGGGAGGAGCCGCCGGAGCCAGAAAGAGUUUACAUUGAGGAGGAAAUAAUCCAGGAAAAGGAAGAACAAGCAGAUCAAGAUGUGUAGCUCUGUGGCUGCCAAGUUGUGGUUUUUGACAGAUCGUCGAAUCAGGGAAGACUAUCCCCAAAAAGAAAUCUUACGAGCAUUAAAGGCCAAAUGUUGUGAGGAGGAACUGGACUUUAGGGCUGUGGUUAUGGAUGAGGUGGUGCUGACAAUCGAGCAAGGAAACCUGGGCCUACGGAUCAAUGGAGAACUAAUUACUGCCUACCCCCAGGUGGUGGUAGUGAGAGUACCAACCCCUUGGGUGCAAAGUGAUAGUGACAUCACUGUUUUGCGCCAUCUAGAGAAGAUGGGAUGUCGGUUGAUGAACCGACCUCAAGCCAUCCUGAACUGUGUUAAUAAAUUCUGGACGUUUCAGGAGUUGGCUGGCCAUGGUGUUCCUCUGCCAGACACUUUCUCUUAUGGUGGUCAUGAAAAUUUUGCUAAAAUGAUUGAUGAAGCAGAAGUAUUGGAGUUCCCAAUGGUAGUGAAGAAUACACGGGGUCAUAGAGGCAAAGCUGUUUUCUUGGCUCGAGAUAAGCACCAUUUGGCCGAUCUAAGCCAUCUUAUUCGCCAUGAAGCUCCAUACCUGUUCCAGAAGUAUGUUAAAGAGUCUCAUGGACGCGAUGUACGUGUCAUUGUUGUUGGAGGCCGUGUAGUUGGCACCAUGUUACGUUGUUCAACAGAUGGGAGGAUGCAAAGCAACUGCUCGCUAGGUGGUGUGGGGAUGAUGUGCUCAUUGAGUGAACAAGGGAAGCAGCUAGCUAUCCAGGUGUCUAAUAUCCUGGGGAUGGAUGUGUGUGGCAUUGACCUGUUGAUGAAAGAUGACGGCUCCUUCUGUGUCUGCGAGGCCAAUGCAAAUGUAGGUUUCAUCGCCUUUGAUAAGGCUUGUAAUCUAGAUGUAGCUGGUAUCAUAGCGGACUAUGCCGCCUCCCUUCUGCCCUCUGGCCGGCUCACCCGGCGUAUGUCCCUGCUCUCCGUGGUGUCCACAGCCAGUGAGACUAGUGAGCCGGAGCUGGGUCCCCCAGCCAGCACUGCUGUCGACAACAUGAGCGCAAGUUCCAGCUCUGUCGACAGCGACCCUGAAAGCACGGAGCGAGAGCUGCUCACCAAGCUCCCAGGGGGCCUAUUCAACAUGAACCAGCUGCUAGCCAAUGAAAUCAAACUCCUGGUGGAAUGACUCCACCAGUAAAUAAUUAACCAACAAAACCCUUGUAAAACUUUCUUUUUCUUCUUUCUUUUUCCUUUUUUGUUUCUUUUUUUAAACCAACUUGCAAUGCUGUUCAUGGAAGAUACUCAGGAGAAUGAGAGAAAAUUGAGUAGGAUUAGUUAGGAGAGGAGAAAGGGGAGAUAGACUAGACCUCUGCUAUUAAGAUGUUGCUUUCACUUACAAAUCCUAUAGAUAAAGAGGCAGAAGAGGUAAGAUACAGAAAAUUGUCAGGCUCUUGUAGUUACCCUUUUAAAUUACUCAAAAAUGUGUAUGCUCUCAGGCCAUGAAGAACAUACAAAAUUUUUUCAUGGUCUCUGUUGUUUUUGUACAGUUGGUACAAAUUUCAGAGUAGCAUAACUUCACAUUGUGUUGCAAAGAUUUGUAGUGGGUGAGGGAAACAUCUACCUGAAGUACAGCAGUUUUUUAAUACAAAUCUGAAAAUUCUGCCUUUACCAUAUUAACUAGCAGCUUUAUGUUCAUAGUUUAUGAGAUCUUGAAGGAUUUAUUAUUUUUGUUUUUUCCCUUAAUUUGGGUGGGAGAGAAACAUGACUGUGACUCAAUAAAGGUUUUUUAAUGACAAAAUUGGCAUGUUUGCAUGAUAAAAGGGAAAUGAACAGUAUUGCAACGUCUGGUACACAAAAUAACAUUUACUCCAAUGUAGAUAAAAUUACACUAGUUUAAAAUAUGUGCAUUGACUUGUAUUUGUUAGUGUUUUAGUCUUUUUUGAAAGAUAUAUGCUCUGUUAAUGUUGCAUUUUUUUUUAAUACGUGCUAGUCUAACAUUCCCUGAUCUAUGCCUGCAUCUUUAACAAUGGCCAAAGUGAAGAAAAUGCUACCUUUUUUGUUAACAAGACACUGACUUGAAAUAUGUGCAUUUAAAGCCUUUUUUUUUCCCUUUUUUCUUUUGGUGGUUGGGCAUUUAAACAAUAAGGACAAGGAAAAAUAUUUUUAGGGGGCAAAUCAAGGGCCUAUAAGUUCCUAAGUAUAAAGCGGAAGUGAUUUCUAAUACCAGUGUUAUAUAUUUGCAUUUUUCACAUUUUAGGAGGGGGUAUAUGUGUGUGUGUGCACGCAUGCAUGUGUAUGUGUUUUGCUUUUUGUUUUCACCAACCAAUCAAAAAGGAUAGAUUCUAGAAAAUGGAGCAUGAUGGGAAACAGUUUUUUAAUUUAAGAAACAGAUGAGUUGUUUUCGUAGCUAUGCUCCACUGGGGUGGAGGUACUCACCUAAAGACAUAAGGAGAAUAGAUGCUUCUUAGGCCUUUCUGUGUAUCUAUAUGUUUGAUUUUUUCCUUUGGUUCUGGACUGUUCAGUGUAUAAUUUAUUCAAGGCUACAUGCUUUUCUUCAAUGCUUCUGGCUGUGCGUUUUCUCCUAUUACACAGGUUUUGGGGUGGGAUGGACUGGACGUUUUUGGUUUGGGGACUUAUUUUAGCAGUGUUGAGUCUCUUAUAGCCCUACUCUGAAGCCUUCAAUACUCUUCACUCUUUAUAUUCCUUUACUUUCUGAUUUAUAAAAGCCCUGAAACUGCAUAUAAUAGGAGCCUUUAAAACAUGGGUAAAGCCAUCCCAAUGAUGGGUUUGGAAGGUGUGUUAAGAAAUGGAGAUGCUCCAGAGCUCAACGUAAUUUUUUUAAACAGCAAGUUCCAUCUCCCUACAAUCCUCUGAAGCUUUUACCCAAGUUGUUUCUUGCCUCUCCAGUGCUUUUUUCCCCUCAGAUGGACCUUAAACAUAAUUUCUCGGACACUACUAGAGAGACUUCGAGGCAAUAAUAAAAGAUCAGUAUUAACCAGCUCUAACAGAGGUUUGAUCAUGCUUACUUGUACAGUUUUUCCCCCGUUUUAAAAAGGAAUGUAAUAAAAUUUGUUUUUUCCAUAGAAUUAAAUAAUAUUAAAAUUGAGUGGAAGGUUGACUGUUGACAAAUAGAAUAGUACCUCUAAUCUGUGCAGUGUCUCUUUUCACCUCAGAAAAAGAUACAUAAGAGGAGUUUCUAAUUUAUUUUUAGGAUAUUCUAAUCUCAUCUAAAAGAAUUUGACUUGCACAGGGUUAUUGUGGGACUUACAUACAUAUAUAAGUACCUCUGACUUAUUAACAGAAAGAAAUACUUGGUACUUCUUUCACUGAAUGACCAGACUUUGAAGGAUGCAUACCAUUUGGGAUAGAGAAAUAAAUAAGGGAGAAAUAACUGCUUAAUUAAAUCAUCAUUCAUGUGUUUGUGUAGAGACCAUCUGGUUGACAUAAAUUAUGGUACAUAUACUUUGAAUAGUUACAUAUCACAUGUACAUAGAUUAAUGAAUUUUAAAACACAAAUAAAACACCCUCUCUAUUUGAUGAAAAACUCAAGUUUCGUGUUGGGUUACCAGGAAAAAUAUAGGUAGCCUUUAAAAAAAUCUUACCCAAUUAAUCAAGUAUAUCAUAAAAAAUAUCUGAGAUUACUUCACCUUUAGUUUUAUUAUUUAUCCAUCUUUUUGCAUUCACACUAUAUUAAAAUAUAGUUUUACAAACAUAUUUCUGGAUCGUGCACUCACAUGUUAGAAUGAGAAGGGCAGGAAUGGUCAUCUUAGACUUUAAAAACAUGAAUAUCUUCUUGAAUUCCCUCAAAAAUUAAGGUAAAGAAUGUGAACAAAUCAUUCUGGAAGAACCCAAAUAAAACAGCCCAGAUGUUUAAGUGAAAGUUAAAUAUAUUUUCGUAUUAUUUAAUAACUUUUGUAUAAUCUUAAUUGCUAUUAUAAGAGGUAAAAUUGUAUUUAUCAAAUAUGUAUAAUCAUUAUCUCGCCAAAAUCUGAAUUAUUGUAAAAUUAUUGUGUAUUGUUAAAAUUGUAAUUCUGAAUUGUAUUUUGAAAGUAAUUCUUUCUGAUAUUGUUUUUUAUGUCAUCAUGAUGAAAACUGGACUAUACACACACACACACAUAUAAAUAUGAACUAAUUUAAAAUUUUUAAUAGUUUUUUUCUUUUUUGGUGCCUAAAAUUGAUUGGUGAUUUCUGCUGGCUUUUAUUCCACUGAACUUUGAAAUCUUUCUGUAUAUACUAUCAAUAAGAAAAUACCCUGGAACAUUAGAAAAUCCUUCAAGAGACUUGCUUUCCUCAAGCA
Equus caballus (horse) is the source of this 4618-nucleotide messenger RNA. It is a transcript of the gene RIMKLB, whose product is annotated as ribosomal modification protein rimK like family member B. The record is from RefSeq and is a predicted model, not a curated record. Gene Ontology annotation, cellular component: cytoplasm. Gene Ontology annotation, biological process: protein modification process. NCBI's taxonomy places the organism in Eukaryota, Metazoa, Chordata, Mammalia, Perissodactyla, Equidae. Gene Ontology annotation, molecular function: N-acetyl-L-aspartate-L-glutamate ligase activity; metal ion binding; ATP binding.